This is a messenger RNA of Dibothriocephalus latus, 1056 nucleotides long. NCBI's taxonomy places the organism in Eukaryota, Metazoa, Platyhelminthes, Cestoda, Diphyllobothriidea, Diphyllobothriidae. The record is from the annotation of a GenBank genome assembly.
AUGGCUGGCGGUUCAUGUGCGUUGUCUCAAGCCGUGUCGGAAGCCUCCUCUCCUCCACCUCCGGAAUUUAUCGCGCACAGAGAGCGUCUGUGGCAGGAACUGAAGAAGAAAUACGAGGCAUUUGUUAAAUCUCAAGCUCGGUCCCCCAUUCAAAUUACCCUUGCUGAUGGCUCAACUGUUGACGGUAAGGCCUGGGAGACUCGACCGAUAGACAUCGCUCGGAACAUCAGCAAGGACCUUGCGGAGAAGACAGUUAUAUCCAAAGUCAACGGCGUUCUGUGGGAUCUUGAAAGACCGUUUGAAGGAAAUGCAUCCGUCGAAUUCCUCGACUUUGAUCAUAAGGAUGGCCAGUACGUUUUUUGGCAUUCCUCUGCUCACAUUAUGGGCGAGGCCAUGGAGCGCAUAUACGGUGGCCAUUUGUGCUACGGUCCUCCGCUUGAAGAAGGCUUCUACUACGAUAUGUGGACUGAGGGCAGGCAGGUUAAACCCGAGGAAUAUCCGGCAAUUGACAAAUUGUGUGUGAGCAUUAUCAAAGAAAAGCAGCCAUUUGAGCGUUUGGAGGUGGCAAAAGAGGAUCUCCUCAAGAUGUUUGCUUAUAACGAGUUCAAGGUUCGAAUCUUGAAUAAAAAAGUUACAACUCCGACUACAACGGUCUACAAAUGCGGAACUCUGAUCGAUCUCUGUGUAGGCCCCCAUGUCCGAAACACGGGUGAGCAUGAGGCUAACUUCUCUCACUUCCAUUCUUCUGCUUCUCACUCAGGUUGCGUAAAAUCAAUAGCUGUCACUAAGAGCAGUGCCUCCUAUUGGGAAGGAAAUGCUGAAGCGGAAAGUUUGCAGCGAAUCUAUGGCAUCUCUUUCCCCACCGUGCAGGCAAUGACGGAUUGGAAGCACUUCCAGGUAUCUAAAUUUAGCUUUGCUUUUAUUGUGCGUUGGCCGUUUUUGAUUAGUGUGCCAGGGUGGCACAGGACACGGUUUUUCGCUAGUUUGUUCAUCCAAGCUAGGGUAAUCAAUAUACCAUCUCCAACCCCCUGCUACAGCCAGUCACUUGACACAUGA